GUUAGAGCAGCCCUACCUGAAUGCCAACGUGUCCUUCUUUGAGGCUCUGUCCUGCUGCUCUCGUCUGCAACGUCUCUGCCUUAUCUCCCGCAACGGCACCUUAGACCCAGCGGCCUCAGAAACCUUCAUGGAGCGAUGCUGCCAAGUCAUCAUGUGCCACAUGUUUAUGGGCGGCACCUUGGUGGCUUGUCGCACACUGCAGAAAACUCUGCUGGACAGAUUUUUAGAGGAGCGUCCGGCCCUGAGCGUGGUCAUCUAUCCAUUACAACACGAAGACCUGCCCACAGUCAUCCGAGACAUCCCGCUAACACUGCUGGAUAGGAUCACUCUGUUCCAGAGCCACGUGGCCCAGCCACCACAUUUAUCACCGAUGUGACAUCAGCAGCUCAAGGUGCGCAGACCGCUUUUAUUCUGCAGGGAAUAAAUACCACAAAAUAACAGACUGACUGUCAUCUGCAAAGUGAUUUCCGAAUGUGUGAUUUGUUACAUCAACAACUGUGUCAGGCUACGCUACAACAACACAUCAACCAUGAUUGUUUACAUUUUUAUGACUGAAUAAUGGUGGUCCUCAGAGGGUAAUCAGCUGGAGGUUUUUAGUUCAAUAUUGCAGGACAUUUCACACGAGGCGACGUUUGGCCCUAAAUUGUGGCUUCUCAGUCAAAAAUACUGUCUGUUACCACUUUGCUAUUUUAAAAAAAUAAGUGCCAAAAAUAUAAAUUAAUGUAUUUGUUCAGAUACUUUGUACUGAGGAUCUGAAUCAAAUGAUGUUUAAUAAACUCCAUAUAAAUUAUUUUUAAUUCUUGUCUGGGUACUAUUUGUCUGUUCUGGUCAUUGUUUUAAAUUAUGGAUGUAACGGGUACACACCGGUAAUCUACUGUGGGUGUUGUUACACAAACCUCACAGCUGUGUGGUUUUAGGAACUAUACUUAUUUGCUUUUUUGCCAAGACAAGAUUGAUAUCACUCUCACAUUUGUUAGUUGUAAGGCUACAGCAGCAGGGAAUUAGCUUAUCUUAGCAAUGGCUUGGCCAAGAAACAGUCCAGCAUCAAA
Messenger RNA from Plectropomus leopardus (leopard coralgrouper), 1049 nucleotides. NCBI's taxonomy places the organism in Eukaryota, Metazoa, Chordata, Actinopteri, Perciformes, Serranidae. The record is from RefSeq and is a predicted model, not a curated record.